UUACACACAUAAACUUAUAACCCAACAAGAAGACCAAAAAUCAAAGCCAUGUUAUUGGAAAGCUUAAUACCUCUCUUUUGUGUCUUCUUAAUAAUCUCCUUUUGCUCAAACAUCAAUUGCCACAUAUUAUCCCAUAACAAUCAUCAUAACAACCACCACUCACCUUCUCCUUUGUUCAUUUUUGGGGACUCCAUUUUAGAUGUUGGCAAUAACAACUACAUCAAUACCACUACUCUUGACCAAGCUAAUUUUUGGCCUUAUGGCAUCACUUUCUUCCACUUCCCCACCGGUCGUUUCUCCGAUGGCCGUCUCAUCUCCGACUUUAUUGCGGAGCACGCCGGACUUCCAUUGAUUCAGGCGUACCUUCAGCCUGGAAAACAUGGGUUCUAUGAUGGAGUCAACUUUGCAUCUGCCGGAGGUGGUGCUCUUGUUGAGACUUUUCAAGGUUCGGUAAUUGACCUUCAUAUGCAGCUAAAAAGCUACAAGAAGGUGAAAAAAUGGCUAAUAAAAGAACAUGGAUAUGUAAAAGCAAGGAAGAGGUUGAAAAGGGGUGUAUAUUUGUUUAGCAUUGGCAUAAACGAUUACAUGAGCCUUUUCGUGACAAAUUCCUCUAAAUUUCUCACUUCCUACACCAAACCUCAUUAUGUUAAUAUGGUCAUUAACAACAUCACUUCCGUGGUCAAGGAAAUAUACGAGAGCGGUGGGAGAAAAUUUGGGUUUCUAAACGUGCCACCAGUUGGGUGUCUACCUGCCCUUAGAAGCAUAAAUCCAGAAAGGAAUGGUGAAUGCUAUAAACAAGUUUCAAGUUACAUAAGAUUGCAUAACAAUGCCAUUUUCCAUGUCUUACAAGACCUAACAAUAAAUUUACCAGGGUUCAAAUAUGCUCUUUAUGAUUUUCAUACUAGUACCUUGCAAAGACUCAAGCACCCCUCAAAAUUUGGGUACAAGGAGGGGAAGACAGCAUGUUGUGGGACAGGCCAAUUCCGUGGGAUAUUCAGCUGCGGAGGAAAAAGGGUUGUACAAGAAUUUGAGUUGUGCAACAAUAUAAAUGACCAUCUUUUUUGGGAUUCUUUCCAUUUCACUGAAAAUGCUUACAAACAAAUUGCACAAGAAAUGUGGAGCAACAAAAACUAUGUUCAUCAUACUCAUCAUCUUUCUUAUACCAUCAAGGAUCUUUUCCACUUACCAUGAUUCCUAUUAUUUCUAAUUUUUAGUUCCAAUACGAAUUCGAUAUGUUUUUCCAUUUUUUUACGGUUUAUAAAGAUAAUUGUAUGUAUUAGUUGCAAUAACAAAUCGUAAAAAUAUUAUCUUUGUUUCUUUUUAAAAGCUAUGUUUAUGCAAGAGCUUUUAAAAAAAGUGUAGCUAUUAAAAAGAAACAAAAUUUGAGACUUGGGAGAAUACAAACAUUUAUUUACUCAUGUAAGUCCUACUUAUACAAAAUACAUUUUAAGUUGAUGUUAUUGAAAUUUAGUUGUAUAUUAUAAUUU
Amaranthus tricolor (Joseph's coat) is the source of this 1487-nucleotide messenger RNA. RefSeq names its product GDSL esterase/lipase 5-like. The transcript has 5 exons. Bases 49 to 1191 code for a protein of 380 amino acids. NCBI's taxonomy places the organism in Eukaryota, Viridiplantae, Streptophyta, Magnoliopsida, Caryophyllales, Amaranthaceae. The record is from RefSeq and is a predicted model, not a curated record. Gene Ontology annotation, molecular function: hydrolase activity, acting on ester bonds.